Lethenteron reissneri (Far Eastern brook lamprey) is the source of this 3764-nucleotide messenger RNA. RefSeq names its product E3 ubiquitin-protein ligase ZNRF2-like. Gene Ontology annotation, molecular function: ubiquitin protein ligase activity. Lineage: Eukaryota; Metazoa; Chordata; Hyperoartia; Petromyzontiformes; Petromyzontidae. The record is from RefSeq and is a predicted model, not a curated record. Gene Ontology annotation, biological process: proteasome-mediated ubiquitin-dependent protein catabolic process; protein K48-linked ubiquitination. Gene Ontology annotation, cellular component: intracellular membrane-bounded organelle; membrane; cytoplasm.
UUGCUGCGGUGACGUCGCACGGGUCGCGUCGCUGCGCGCACGGCGCGACAUGGCGGCGGCGGCGGCGCUGGAGGGCCGCGUUUGACUCUGAGCUCGUGGUGGUGGUGGUCGUGGUGGUGGUCGUGGUGGUUGUGGUGGUGCACGGAGGCCCUUUGGUGAGGAGGUGGGGAGGUGUGGGUCCCACCGCGGUGGGGGACGAGACAGCGACACCGAGCCGGAGAGAGCGAGAAGACAACCACAGGCACCGCGAGUUUCUACACAGACACACACACGGGGAGCAAUGGGGGCCAACCAGAGCUCGGACGCCGAGGCGGGUCCGUUCGCCGGCGCUGAGGGCCCUGGAGCCCGAGGUUCGGGGCCCGCGACCCCCACGACGGCGGCGGCAGCGGCAGCGGCCGCGGCCUCCGCCUCGUACCGAGCUGGCGUCGUCGCCGCCGCCGCCUCGAGUCGCGGGUCCGCGGGGCUGAGGGAGCGGGAGCGGGAGAGGGAGCGGGCCCUGGGGGGAGUCCCCGGGAGACGUUCGCCGGCCUCGUCUCGCGGCUCGGGCGACUCGGAGGGGAGCAGCCCCGACGAGGGCGACGCGCCGGCGUCAGCGGCGGCGGCGGCGGCGGCGGCGUCAGCGGCGGGAGGCAUCCUGGGCCUGGCGGGGAUACCGCGCUCCCUGCCCGUGCGCUUCGCCCCGCACCUCUUCGGCGGGCUCAAGUGCCCUAUCUGCUCCAAGUUCGUGCCGUCCGAUGAGGUGGAGGUUCACCUGGUAAUGUGUCUCACCAAGCCUCGCGUCUCCUACAACGAGGACGUACUGACGAAAGAUGCUGGCGAAUGUGCCAUCUGCCUGGAUGAGAUGGAUCAAGGAGACACAAUUGCGCGGCUGCCCUGCCUCUGUAUUUAUCAUAAGGGAUGUAUUGACUCGUGGUUUAAAGUGAACCGCUCCUGUCCUGAGCACCCGCCUGACUAACAUGACUAGACCCGCCCAGAAAGUGGCGGCCUGAUCACCACCAGCCCACGUGCCGCGGGGAGAGCGACCUGAGAGCAAUCAAACGAGAGGCUUUUGAUUUUUUUCUGAGUAUUUUGCUCCCCCACCCACCCUCCAUCACGACUUGAGCCUUAACCGCGCACUUUACCUCCGCCCUCCCGCCCGCUCUCUACGGCGGGGUCGAGGCGGGGAGCACGAAGGCGGGUGGCAGAACCCCCCCCUCCCAAUCCCUCCACUUCUCCCCAAUCAAAACCACGACUACCUUAAACCCCCCCCCCAGCCCCCAGUCCCAAUGUGUCCCGUGUUGCGGUUGGAAAUGACACGUGUGCUCUAUUUGCCCCGUACGGCUGUUGCUGGUGCAUCACUGACAGCGACAUAUACUGAACUGCCCCCUGUAAUUUAUUAUCCAUCGAGCUUUCAUACCGAUACGGGCCCGAUUUUAUCGAGAGGCAGUGUGAUGAGCAACCGACAUAUAGGAUGGGUGCUCCCGUCAGCGUGUGUGCUAGCGAGCAAGCCCCGGUCGCGUUCCUGUCGUGUCAUGUGGAGACAAUUGUCCGUUAUCGAAAUAUUUAGCGAAAUGGCAGAAAAUGUAAAAGCUGUCCGAGGUGUCCUUGUGGCCAAAUUUUUGAACUUUAAAAUGUAAAGUAUGUUGUUUUUGAAGCGGGAAUCUGUUUCCAGUCUUUGAAAGUAUGACGCCCGUUGUAGAUACAGAAGCUGAAUUUAUAGUCUGUGUCAAGAUUUCCUGACCAUAAUCAGAAUAUAAGGGAUUGAGGCAAAACAAUUAUAAACUAUAAGUAAAUUGAUUUCAAGUUUGUGCUUUGAUCUAUCAAGGUAAAGAGCUGUUGAACCAAACAACGUCGUCGCGAAUGCAUUUUUUUCCCGAACGUCAUUUCCAUCCCUUGGAUAUUUUCUAAACAUUUCCUGAAGCUGGUGGUGUUUUUAACUUUUAGUUUCACAUUUUCUUCAACAAUGAUGUGGCUUCGCUUAAAUAUCCUUGUCCAUUGCACGCCGGAGAAGAAACAACCAUGCAGGAAUUAGGCCAAAACUGUAAUUCGGGAGAUGAUUUAUCUCCAUUUACCCUUCCAUGUGUGAAGAAUAAAUACAUACGUUGCACCAUCCAAUAUAUAAUGAACCGGAAAAAAAUAUAUAUAUUUCCUAACACAUUAUUUUUGAGAGCAUUUACAGAAAUAAAAUUGCCACAUUACAGAAGGAAAGUGCACUCAGUGACAUGGGGCUGUGCCUUUUAAAGUGUCGCGUUGCUCCGUGCGCUAAUUCGCACUGUAAAAAUUCCCAGUGAGGCUUUCUUUUCUCUCUAUUUAAUUAAAACGCAAUCGAAUUGAUAACACACUCCUAUUUAGAUGCUUGAAAUUUUUGCCGCGUUUGACCUCCUUGAAAUAUCUGCCACACAGGAACAAAUUUUAUUUCACGUGAACAGAAUGUUUAUCGUUUUUUUUCCAGCCUGUAACAUUUUCAUUUUUGGUUUCUAAACUUUUGUGUUUGCUUGGAGACGAGACGGGAGUGUUGCUUGUAGGUGAAUUCUGCGUCGCAGUCGUGUAAGCAUUGCUCUUUACGCAUGGUCCGACAGGUCUGGCGAUCGUAGAACUACCUCCGUUAAUGCUUUGUAAGAAAAAUAAGAGGCCUUUAUGUUUUAACAUUUCAAAUUGACACAUUAAAGCCACCUGCAGUAGGAAGCAUAUGCCCUAUACUGCUAGGAAUAGGUGCUCUGUAGAAUGGUGGGCAUUUGCACAGUUUAUCAAUCUUUUGCAUCACAGUACAAUGAAAUACGUCGAUUAAAUAAUUUGAAUCUAAACAGACAAACAAAAAAACUUGAUGUCACUUUGGAAGUUGUUUCUAAAACACUGAGAAGAGGGGGGAGGGGGGCGUUGGUGCCAGGGAUCGAUUUGCACACUUUACCACUAACCUUCUUAACAAAAAAAAAUUCCCCCCCAUAAUUUAACGUUUACAGAGACGCAAAUGCGACGUUAUCCGAGCGUGUGCGGCGGCGGGGUCGCGUUGUAUGUACGUGUAGCCAUUGUAUUAUUUAAGCCGUAAGUGGGAAAAAAAAACGUAAUCGGGGAAACACGGACGGAUGCGUUGGCCCUCACGCCAGGGGCCUUCUGCGUGAUUUUUGUACAGAGAAAAAAAAACGUGUCGGCCUAUUGAGUCCUCGCCUAGCACCGGGUAGUCCUGUGGUCUUGUGCGUCUUUAACAGAAUCCUCCCCCCCCCCUCCCUACAAACGGAAAGUGGUGUUUGUGUAUGUGGACUCGAGGCAGUUUGUAAGAAAACUUUUCACGCAAACAAAGGUUACAUGAGUUUGUUGUUGUUAUUGUUGGCGGAGAAAGUGGCGUGGUUGUUCAGGCGUAUUUUCAUUAAAUCCCCUCCACCUGAAUAGCUGGCGUUUCCAAAAUAUUAUCACGUACCUUUUUUAUAUUGCAAAUAUACACACACAUAUAUAUUUUAAAAAGUGUAGUUACAAUUUAAGGCAGUAGGGCAGGUGUGUCUUUUUAAAACUUUCAACUUGUGUUUUGUAGGAAAUGCAAUUGACACAUUAAUUUUCAUGACCAGAAACCCAGAUUUAAACAAAUUAAACGCAAACGUAGGCUGUCGAAAUAUAAACAAGAUCUAUUGCAUGUAACCGUGGAGUUUCAUGGAAAAUUUGUAGUGUGAGUGUAUAUAGUCGAACGUCUGGCCGAGUCUGUGCGAUGCCUGGUUAAGGCAGUCUGUGUGUCUUUGAAAUUUGGUGGCUCAUCAUUUUGUACAUGUCAAUAAAUAUAGCAAAAAUGCAUUAUA